AUGCCUCCGCCCCCGCCGCGCAAGAUGCUUCCGCCUCCGUCACGCAAGAUGCUGCCUCAACGCUUGGAGGAAGUUAUGGGUCAGAAAAUUUCUCAUGAAAGGGUUAAUAGCGAGCAUAUAUCAUAUGAUCUGUAUGAGCAGGAGGAAGAAAAACAUGAGGAAGUUGAUGUGGAUUAUAUGGAUGAGGACGACACAAAUGUGGAACCAAUGUUCGAUUAUCACGGUUUCGAUGAAGGGUAUAACAUUGACUCACUCGAAGACAUUGGGAUGAUUGAAUUUGGGAACAUCAGGGAUGAAGAUGUAUGUCAUUUUCACUUUUCUGAUGUCGACAUUGUAUUUGAGUUCUACAAUAGAUAUGCAAGGACAAGAGGCUUUAGUGCUCGGAAGAACAGGACUAGGAAGAGUCGUGCGGGCAUACUUAAGUUGAAGAAUUUUCGUUGGGCAGAUAUAUUGGCAUUAGCAAAUCAGGCAGGUGGCUACGAGUAUCUCUCUUUCACGCAAAGGGACAUGUACAAUAAAAUAGCAAAGCAGAGGCACCAAUUACCCGGUGAUGCAUAUGCAGCUUUGAAGUAUCUAGAAGAUCAAGCAAUAAAUGACCAUUCUCUCUAUUUUAAUAAUCACAUGGAUGCCGAUGGUACUCUGCACAAUUUAUUCUGGUGCGAUGGUCUUAGUAGGGCAGAUUACUUAUUAUUCGGUGAUGUGCUGGCUUUUGAUGCUACCUAUAAGAGGAAUAAAUAUAUGUGUCCAUUGGUGGUAUUUUUUGGUGUCAAUCAUCACAAUCAAACAAUUAUCUUUGCUGAUGCUUUAAUUUGCGAUGAGGAAAAAGACAUGUAUAGGUGGUUGCUACAACAACUGAAGGUGGCAAUGAAUGGAAAAGCACCUGUUUCGGUUAUCACAGAUGGUGAUCUAUCAAUGAAGUUCGCCAUUGAGAAAGAGUUUCUUAAUGCACAUCAUAGAUUAUGUGCAUGGCAUCUGAUUCGUAAUGCAACAAAUAACAUUGGCAAGCCCCAGUUUACCUCUAUGUUUAAAAAGUGUAUGCUAGGAGACUAUGAAAUGGAUGUAUUUCGCCAAAAGUGGUUUGAAAUGGUUGAGGAAUUUGGUGUCGAAAACAAGAAUUGGGUCUUAGAUAUGUAUAAAAAGAGACAUUCAUGGGCAACUGCACAUAUAAGAGGAAAGUUUUUUGCUGGUUUUCGGAAUACUUCUCAGUGCGAGGGAUUAAACUCAAUCAUUGCAAAGUAUAUCAAUUCAAGGUAUAAUUUGGUUGAGUUCAUUCAACACUUUAAUCGAUGUGUCGACCAUAUAAGGUGGAAAGAGGUCCAGGCUGACCUUGCAUCUGUGAAUGGGAGACCCAGUAUACAAACCUGUUUUCAACAGUUAGAAAGGAGUGCUGCCAAUGUUUACACCUUAUCAAUAUUUUAUAUGUUCCAACCAAUUCUUGUACGGGCUGCAUCAAUGAAAGUAAUAAGUAUGAGGCAAACUGGCUCUUAUGUGAUUUACUUUGUCGGUUUGGACCAAACGCCAAAUGAAAUGUGGCGUGUAUUCUGUUGUGACAUUGAGAUGAAAUUCAAUUGUUCAUGUAUGAGAAUGGAAUCAUUUGGCAUACCUUAUGAACACAUAGUUUUGCGUCUUGGUGCAUGA
This is a messenger RNA of Arachis duranensis, 1638 nucleotides long. Its product is annotated as protein FAR1-RELATED SEQUENCE 5-like. The coding region runs from base 1 to 1638 and encodes 545 amino acids. The record is from RefSeq and is a predicted model, not a curated record. The transcript is spliced from 3 exons. Gene Ontology annotation, biological process: regulation of DNA-templated transcription. NCBI's taxonomy places the organism in Eukaryota, Viridiplantae, Streptophyta, Magnoliopsida, Fabales, Fabaceae.